This is a messenger RNA of Exophiala spinifera, 1053 nucleotides long. RefSeq lists its product as uncharacterized. NCBI's taxonomy places the organism in Eukaryota, Fungi, Ascomycota, Eurotiomycetes, Chaetothyriales, Herpotrichiellaceae. The transcript has a single exon. The record is from RefSeq and is a predicted model, not a curated record. Bases 1 to 1053 code for a protein of 350 amino acids.
AUGGCCGCAUUGCUUGCGGAUCCCUCAACCCAUCAUACUCUUGUUGGCAAAAGAUGCGGUCUGACCUCGCACCCUGUCAAUCUGGGCAUGUUCCUCCAGGAUCAUGAGAACGGCGGUGAAGCCUCGCGCUCAUCAGAGACACAGGACUCUCGCAUGUGCAUGAGCAUGAGCGUGAUCCUGGAGAUUGGCGAGCCGUCCACACCUACUCCCUCACUUGCAACAGCUUCGGUUGUCGACCACGAUGAUAACGUUAGCAAUCAAACAAACUAUGGUCAGGAAGGCCACUACCUUGACGGCCCUGACUCGCCUAUGACGGCUGACGAAGAUCCCAACGUCGACAACCAUCCAACACAUGGCCUCGCCAGCCAGGAAGGUCACAGCCACCACGCUGACGGGCCCGACGUAGCCAUGACGGCAGUAGACGAAGAGGCGGGCUCAUCCGAGGUUCUAGAAAUGGCGUACCGUCCCCCGCGGCAGCAGCCAGGAAAUCGGGUCCAUAGGCCUCCGGUCCGAGACGGGGAACAAGUCCAAUCAAGCUGGGGCCGUUGUUGCGUGUGCGAGGCCACCGGGGAGAUCAUGAGUUGGCCACAGUGUCAGGCAUGUCACCACAACAAGUGCCAGUGGUGUGAGCACUCUGAAGGACGCUCGGCCCCCAAUGCCGACGACGUGACGGUGGACGAGAGGCUCAACCGACUGAAUGAGCUCUCCGGAGAGAUGGGGUUGGAGCUGGAAGCACUGGCUGACGACGAGACUUUGUUGCUGCUGCCUCGGCAAAGGCUCCUUGGUCGAUUGUGGGAGUCAGUGAUCCAGCUCAACGCCCGUCUCAGCGACUUGGAAGCGCAUCUGCCCAAGCUGAAGUCGCCGACUCGAAUCUCCAGAGAGGAGGAUUCCCCCAAGGACAAGGACGACGAUGAUGAUAAUGCUGACAACCACAAAACCGAGAGUGAGAGAAAUGAGCGCGACAAGGGUACAGCGGCGGCGGCGGCGGCGGCGGCGGAGGAGGGCAGCACCGACGACAAUAGCUACGUCGUCGUCAAGACCGAGGAGUGCUGA